CCCAAACCCAAACCCAAACCCAAACCCAAACCCAAACCCAAACCAAAACCAAAACCCAAACCCAAACCCAAACCCAAACCCAAACCCAAACCCAAACCCAAACCCAAACCCAAACCCAAACCCAAACCCAAACCCAAACCCAAACCCAAACCCAAACCCAAACCCAAACCCAAACCCAAACCCAAACCCAAACCCAAACCCAAACCCAAACCCAAACCCAAACCCAAACCCAAACCCAAACCCAAACCCAAACCCAAACCCAAACCCAAACCCAAACCCAAACCCAAACCCAAACCCAAACCCAAACCCAAACCCAAACCCAAACCCAAACCCAAACCCAAACCCAAACCCAAACCCAAACCCAAACCCAAACCCAAACCCAAACCCAAACCCAAACCCAAAUUAUAUAUUUUCAUUUCAAGAAAUACAUCCGGUAGAUAG
Naegleria gruberi is the source of this 441-nucleotide messenger RNA. RefSeq lists its product as uncharacterized. The record is from RefSeq and is a predicted model, not a curated record. NCBI's taxonomy places the organism in Eukaryota, Heterolobosea, Eutetramitea, Acrasida, Naegleriidae. The annotation marks the transcript as partial. The transcript has a single exon.